Messenger RNA from Elaeis guineensis (African oil palm), 2314 nucleotides. RefSeq names its product protein trichome birefringence-like 12. NCBI's taxonomy places the organism in Eukaryota, Viridiplantae, Streptophyta, Magnoliopsida, Arecales, Arecaceae. Gene Ontology annotation, cellular component: Golgi apparatus. Gene Ontology annotation, molecular function: O-acetyltransferase activity. The record is from RefSeq and is a predicted model, not a curated record.
UAUGACCAUUGGAGAAUGUAAUCCAACCCUACCACAUUUCUCAAGCACAAACAGAAAAAAAAGAAAAGGUGUUGUAUGUCAGAGGGAAAAUUAUAGAGUUUGUCAAAAGUGAAAAGAAGGUCGGUUUUGAUGGUAUUCUAGAAUGUUUGGAAGACGAUGGUGGAGAAACCAUCAGCUCUGGCCUAUUGGGAGCCCUGCUUCUGGGAACACUGUUGACCACGGUAUCACUCAUCAAUGGCGAUUAGCGAGGGAGGAAAGGCAUUGAUGAGAUUUCCUGCGGGGUCCACGGCUCGAAUUUUCUCUCACGCGAAAGGCACGUGGAAAGUUGAGCGGGUUUGCUUUACGAGCCAAGGUACUUCACGGGCUUGAUUCACCCCCGGGCUCCCAAACUCCGCCAGCCAUGAAAUGGCUCAUCAGCGCCACCCCUCCUCCCCACCGGCCUGGCCCCGCUUCCCGCCGGCCAUUCUCGCCAUCCUCGCCGUAAGCCUCGCCCUCCUCUACACCGCCUCCCUCCUCCUCCCCCACUCCGCCUCCCCAAACUCCACAAACCCUCGCCACCCUCCCCCUCCCCCUUGCGGCGGUGGCGGUGCCGACCUCGCCGCCGGCCGAUGGGCCCGCGAUCCCCUGCGUCCGGAUAGAUCCCUCUACGAUGGGACCUGCUCCUUCCACCGGAACGCGUGGAACUGCCUCCGGAACGGGCGGGAGGGCAUGGAGUCGAUCAACUCGUGGGCCUGGUACCCCGAUCGCUGCGGAGGAGAAGCUGUUCCUCGCAUCGAUCCCGCCGCCUUCUUGGGCUCGAUGAGGGGUCGGCGGAUCGGGUUCGUGGGGGACUCGCUGAACGAGAACUUCUUGGUGGCGUUCCUCUGUGCGCUGAGGUCGGCGGAUCGAGGGGCGCGCAAGUGGAAGAGGAAGGGGGCGUGGAGGGGUGGGUACUUCCCCAAGUUUGAUGUCACCGUGGCUUAUCACCGCGCUGUGCUGCUCGCCAAGUACACGUGGCAGCCUGCGGAACACUCACCUAACCAAGAUAAAGAUGGAGUAAAGGGGAUCUAUAAAGUUGACAUUGAUGCUCCAGCUGAUGAUUGGGUCAAUAUUACAAAGUUCUAUGAUGUCCUGAUAUUCAAUACUGGACAUUGGUGGGGCCCUGAUAAAUUUCCAAAAGAGACACCACUUGUUUUCUACAGGGGAGGAGAGCCAAUAGACCCACCACUUGGGAUCUUCGAUGGACUUAAAGUAGUCCUUGAGAGAAUGAUCUCUUACAUAGAGAAGGAAGUUCCCAAAAAAACCCUCAAGUUCUGGCGUACUCAAUCUCCUAGGCACUUUCAUGGUGGAGAAUGGGAUCGCAAUGGAAGCUGCUUAUUCAGCGAACCCCUCAGAGAAAGUGAGCUUGAUUCAUGGUUUGAUCCCAGGAAUAAAGGAGUAAACAAAGAAGCAAGGGAAGUGAACUCUCUGAUCAAACAGGCAGUACUUGGUGCAGACAUAAAGUUGCUCAACUUGACUCAUCUAAGUGAGUUCAGAGCAGAUGCUCAUCCGGCAAUCUGGUUGGGAAAGAAGGAUGCUGUGGCAAUCUGGGGUCAGGACUGCAUGCAUUGGUGUCUUCCUGGACUGCCUGAUAUUUGGGUUGAUGUCUUGGCAGCACAAAUCCUAUACAAUAUGGAAGCAGGGUGACAUGUGGCUAAAAAGUUGAAGUCCGCACUUUGCAAUUACUCAUUUAAGAAUAUCGUCAAUUUCCCAUUGCAAAUUGCAGGAAUUAUUGCUUCUUAUUUGAAUCAUCUAAAAUUCAGUGUUCUUUGCAGUUCUGUCGAGGUUCUUUUCAAGAGGAAACAAAUGUGAAAUUCAUGAUACCAAACUUUCCUCCUGCUUUCUUUGUGAAGCUGAUGGUGAUAUUUUUUGGCAGUGGGUCAGCUAUAUUGUUGAAUAGCUCAUGACAUGUUCUGCAGUGUAGCCAAUUCAGCCCAAUAGCCUGAUGGGACUGAGUAGAACCUAGCAGUUUUCCGUCUAAAAGGGCUUGCACAUGAUGACAGGGAAACCUUUUCCAUGGGCUUUUGGAUACUUGAUGCAUAUUUUUCUACCCAUGAACCGAAGAGUACUAAAAUUUUUCUUUUGUUCGAGUAUAAGUUUUUCUUUUUUCAUAUGUUAUAAUAGAACAAUGCUGUAUUUUCUUGUGCCUCAUAAAAUGAUGGCAGGUUUUGAGCUUUGUGAUUCUUCCAUCAUAUAAUAUUAUAUGGUGCACUGACUAAAGUGUCAUGCAUGAGUUUCAAAAACUAGUGUAUCAAAGUUCCAGCGAGUUGAAUUGUAUUUUCCAGUCAUUGAUGUU